AUGCCAUAUGUAUGUGGCUUGCGAGUGGGAGUAAGAGAAAGUUCAUUUGCAAUUUCUCAAAUUGCUAGUUAUACAAAUGACUAUUGCGAAGAAGAAUCAAAAAAUGUAGAAAAUAUUUCUUUUGCCACAUAUAUACGUCUGUUGUACUGCUUUUCCUGCGUAGUAUUUCUAAUUGGUUUUUCAUGUGUCACCAUAGGAAAUGAAGGAAUUAUCUAUUUAAUUUUCUCCUUUUUCCCUAGUUGUGUUUACCUAUACUUGUUUAGAAUAAAAAUCAAUAGAAGAAUAAAAUUUUUGCAUGCUGUCGAAAUGAUAUUGUAUGGAGCUGUACCAUCUAUUGUUUUGGCCGGCACGUUAGAAUAUUUCUGUUCAUUAUUUUUUUUUCAUUUCUGUUAUAUUUGUUUUGUGAAAGAAAUAGGGGGAUCUCUUUUACUUUUGUGUUCAAUAGUGGUAUUUUUUUACUUCUUCCUGGUAGUGGCGUAUGUAGAAGAAUUUUCAAAAAUCCUUCCUAUGAUUUUUGUUCAAAUAAAUGAAGACAAAAAUAAAAGCGAAUAUAUAGAAUUAUCCCUCGUUGAUAACAAGUGCUUUUUAGAUAAAAAUGUACAUAAAGAAGAUGAUGAUGAUGAUUUUAGGAAAAAAGACCACAUUAUGGAUAAAUUUAAAUAUAUUUAUGCAAGUGACAUAUUAGAAUAUAUAUUUUUUUCCUUAUGCUCAUCUGCCGGAUUUUCAAGCACCGAAAACUUGCUUUACGCUACCCAGACGACAAAGCAGAACUUCUUAUCAGUAAUAGUACUAAGAAAUAUGAUCUGUGUGUUGUUUCACAUGUGUUGUUCAGGGGUAACUUCUUAUUACAUAGCCAUCAGCGUUUUCCAUAAAAGCAGAAAGGGUUACUUAGCAAAAUUGUUGAUCUUCUUGAGGCACCUAUUUUUACCUGCCCUCUUUCACGCAGUAUACGACUAUUCCAUAUACUUCAGCACAUUGAAUAUACAUAAGUACCAAGUUUUUUUUUUGACCCUUUCGUUUACGUGCUGCUUUUUCUGCAUGCUUUUGAUCUUUUCCGUUAUAGUAAAACACACCAUGUACAAGGAACACGCAUAUGAAGAUAUGCAAUUGAAUGUGUAA
This is a messenger RNA of Plasmodium gonderi, 1119 nucleotides long. RefSeq lists its product as hypothetical. The record is from RefSeq and is a predicted model, not a curated record. NCBI's taxonomy places the organism in Eukaryota, Apicomplexa, Aconoidasida, Haemosporida, Plasmodiidae. The transcript has 8 exons. Gene Ontology annotation, molecular function: peptidase activity. The coding region runs from base 1 to 1119 and encodes 372 amino acids.